AUGAACUCGACCACCAUACCACCCAGCGCCAUCUCGGGCCCAGUGGGCUUGCAGAUGCAGCGGCUGGCGCAUACACUCCAGUCCGGUCUCUCACGGUACCGUCCUGAGCUCGAAACGCUCUUUGUCCUCGCCAUGUACUCGCCGUUCCUCGUCCAGACCUUCUCCUACUCUUCUCCAAAACUCACCCGCGCAAGGGGGUUUCCUUACCUCCCCAUGAUUGCCCACAUCUUCUCCGGCCCACUCUAUGUCCUCCGCUAUCACGCCCGAUACGCUGCAUUGCGCGUGUGGCCCAAGCCCGAUCCCACAGAUCUCGUGCUUUUCUCGCUCUUCAACCUAAGCUCGUUCCUCCUGGAAGUCCGCCGCUCCAGAAGCUCCUAUUCGACAGCAAUCAUCAGGUCGGGUUUCCAGGCGGCGAUCUUAAUGCACGCGGUUGUCUUUGCCGCGUCUUGGCUGCGAGGACAGGACCCGGUACUGUUCAGGGCCAGCGUCAAGUUUCUCAACUGGUUCGCCUGGUUCCGGAUCACUGAAAGGACGCUGCCCGUGAUUGAUCCACGACUUCGAAAAAUGGCGAAUUUCGGUACGAAAUUCGAGCUUACCUCGGCCUUGUCUGCGUCUCUGGCCGUGUGGGAGGCCGGAGUCCCUGCUGGCGUUCCAGUCAUACUUGGAAUGAUUGCGACAACCGUGAUGUGUGAGCGUGUGCUUGCAAAGAUACUGAUUCACUAUUCUGAUGACAACCCUCUCAAGAGGCUCGUCUUUGCAUCAGGUUACGUUGACUUUAACUAUAUCAAAGAGCACGAAAGCCAGAGUACCGAUCCAGAGGUGGAACAAGGUGAUGGAACCAAGGUCGAGUUGUAA
Diaporthe amygdali is the source of this 855-nucleotide messenger RNA. RefSeq lists its product as uncharacterized. The transcript has 2 exons. The coding region runs from base 1 to 855 and encodes 284 amino acids. The record is from RefSeq and is a predicted model, not a curated record. Lineage: Eukaryota; Fungi; Ascomycota; Sordariomycetes; Diaporthales; Diaporthaceae.